UGGCGGUGUUCCAGCAGCGGUGCCGUAAGUAGCAGGCGCCUGUUCUGCUGCAGGUCGCUCUCUGCUGUGACAGUCCACGGAAGUCGGCAGCCAGAAGUUGGAACGCCAAGACGACAGCGACACUUGCGUUCGCUCGUGCUUUUAGCCAGCAUUUGUACGACCAACCGCCAGGAUCGCGACAUCCAGCAACAUGACACUACAACUUCUGUGACGUCAAUUGCUGCCACUUCGGGACCACUUUUGUUGUGUGGGUGGAAUAGGACUCUAAAAUAAACACACCCAUCAGCUGUGCUGCAGCAGUGGCAGACCCACAGUUGGCAGACCCCUACUCUAUGGCUCUAUGGGCAGACCAGACCAUUUUCCUCCAGAGUUUCCUCCAUUUUCCUCUAGACGCUCUGGACCUCUCACUCAGUGCCGUCAGUGCCUCUGCUCCCUUCUACAUAGAGAUCAUAAAUACUAACUCCCUACCAACUCUGUGUCGAAUGUCGAAACUGGUCGAAACCAGCACGAAACCAUUAUAGAGAAGGUCGUUUUCGAAACAUUGCCACAUUUUGGCGUAAUACUUCUGCCUUAUUGCGGAUUAAGAACAGUGCUGGGCGUGGCUGUCGCUGAGAAUCAGCUGUGAUUGCCUGCAGCGGCAUGUCCGACAGCGGCCCUGCAACUCGGUUGGAAGGUUCGGCGGGUGGUGAGCAGGAGCCGUGUCCCGACAUGCGGGAAGAGCCCCCCCUGGCGGCCCCUGGAGUGGCGGGUGGGGACCCUGGCUGCCUGCAGCCUCACUGGUUCUACAGGCACCAGGUGGAGAGCAAGAGCCUCUGGGUGCCCUUCUCACACCUCGACUCUGCCAGCCUGGAACGGGCCAGCCGAGGGGGUGAGGCGGCGGUGCGCACAGAUGGCGGUCGCUGUGACGUGCACGUCAAGGAGCGCCUGCGGGUGCCGGUGUACUGGGAGGGGCCCCCGUCGGAAGUGCGGCGCUGCACCUGGUUCUACAAGCCGGAGACGCACAGCGGCUUUGUGCCUUACGAGGAGGACGUAGCCGCUCUUCUCGAGGAGCACUAUGGACGGGCGGUGGAGACGGGCAAAUGGCACGAACGGCUGGAGCUGCCCGGCCGGCAGACGGUGGUGAUGCACAGCGCGACAGUCAUGGUUCAGCUGCCCUCGUGGGGCGACGCGGAGGACUGGGGCAGUGCCCAGGAGGCACGGCCCCGGGCGGUCAAGCGGGGCCUGGACGGUGUCGCCUGCCCGGAGGAGGGGGAGCCGCCACAGGUGGACCAUGUGGUCUUCGUCGUGCACGGGGUGGGCUCGGCCUGCGACCUGCGGCUGCGCACCGUCGAGGAGUGCCUGGAGGACAUGAGGCAGCUGGCCCUGGGCCUGCUGUCGAGCCACUUCAAAAGUGCCCCGGGCCGACUGGAGCUGCUGCCCGUGUCGUGGCACUGGAGCCUGCACACGGCUGGCGUGGAUGCAGCCCUGGGCCGCGUCAGCCUCGACAGCAUCCCCAAGCUGCGCCGGUGGGCCAACGACACGCUGCUCGACGUGCUGCUCUACACCAGCCCCGUCUACUGCCAAACCAUCGUGGAUGCAGUGGGCCAGCGCAUGAAUCGCCUCUACCGCCUCUUCCUGGAUCGCAACCCUAGCUUUGCCGGCACGGUGGCCCUCGCCGGCCACAGCCUCGGGUCCCUGAUCCUGUUCGAUAUCUUGCUGCACCAAGGGGAUUGCGGGGUGGGCCACCUGGCUGGCUGCCAGCCGAAGACUGACCUCUCGAGCAUGCUCAGGUCCCUCAAGCUGGAGGCUUACCUGCCGGUCUUGGUGGAGCGCGGGGUGGACUCUCUGCACCUGUGCUCAGAUGGAGAGCUGGAGGAGAUGGGCAUCCCUGAGGGACCCCGGCAGAAGCUGCUGUCAUACCUGAGGGCGGGGCCUGGCCAUGAACUUGGUACGGCAGGCACCGGUCAGUUGCUGGUCAGCUAUCCCAGGCUGGACUUCCAGCCGAGCUGCUUCUUUGCCCUGGGCUCCCCGAUCGCGAUGUUCCUGGUGGUGCGUGGCAACGACAUACUGGGCAAAGACUUCCGGCUGCCCACCUGCCCGGCCUUCUUCAACAUCUUUCAUCCGUUUGACCCGGUGGCAUACCGCAUGGAGAGGCUGAUAGACCCUGAGCUGAGUGCCAGCCCCGUGGUUGUCCCACACCACAGGGGGCGCAAGCGCAUGCACCUGGAGCUGAAGGAGAGCCUCCGCCGGGUGGGGACGGACCUGCGCCAGCGUCUGCUGGACUCGUGGCGCUUGACGUGGCACUCGCUUCACGACCUGGCCCACGGUGCGUCGGCCAGCUCAUCGGCCUCCCUGGCAACGAUCGAUGACAACUCGGCUAGUGAAAGCGGGGCCUGUGCGGAGGCGGAGCCACCUCCCGAGAGCCUGGGCCGGCUGAACGGCGGCCGACGCAUAGACUAUGUGCUGCAGGAGAAGCCCAUCGAGAGCUUCAACGAGUACCUCUUUGCUCUGGCCAGCCACGCCUGUUACUGGGAAUCUGAAGACACGGUGCUGCUGAUGUUGACAGAGCUGUAUGCGCUGCAGGGGCUCAAGCCCGAUCCAGGGGGACGCUCAUCCCAAGAACCCCAGGGCCCCCGAGAUCCUCUUGACCGGACGCCAUCUGCUCACUCCACCUAAAACUGGUAGCCAGGUGCCCGAUUCCACCUGUGGCCCAUGCUAUUGUGAUGACGCGACGUAGGAUUAGAAUGUUUUCAGUAGUGGCAAAUAAACUAUACAUAUUGAUUAAUGUUA
Molecule: messenger RNA, 2769 nt
Organism: Ixodes scapularis (black-legged tick)
Lineage: Eukaryota; Metazoa; Arthropoda; Arachnida; Ixodida; Ixodidae
Gene: PAPLA1
Product: phospholipase DDHD2
Exons: 13
Coding region: 640-2655 (671 amino acids)
Cellular component (GO): COPII-coated ER to Golgi transport vesicle
Molecular function (GO): metal ion binding
Source: RefSeq, a predicted model, not a curated record